This is a messenger RNA of Schistosoma bovis, 727 nucleotides long. Lineage: Eukaryota; Metazoa; Platyhelminthes; Trematoda; Strigeidida; Schistosomatidae. The record is from the annotation of a GenBank genome assembly.
AAUAAGAAAAAGUAUUUACAUUUUGAAUGAGUUUUAUUGCAUUAAAUGAACAUGUUGAAGAUAAAAAUCAAAAUAAUUUUUGAAUGUAUAAUUAUCUUAUUAAAAAUCAGUUUUUAUUUAUCCCGUCGUACAGUUAUUGAAAGUAGAUCAAGUGUUGUAUACGAUUCCUAUGGAGAUGAUUCUUCUAAUUCUACUGAUGAUUACAAUAAUGCAACAUUUCCUAAAGAAUUUGAUGCUUUUUCUGGAAAGUCAUACUUCUCAUACGAAGAUACAAAAGAUCCAUUCAACGAAGUAAAUGUAACGAAUGACUAUUAUUUUGAUAAUAAAAGUCGUGAAAUAUAUUCAGAUGAUAAUGGAUGGUAUAAAUAUGAUUUUAAUGAUGAAUCUAACGUGAAUGAUGAAAAUGAUGAUGAGAAAAAUGAAAACGAUAGAGACUAUGACAGUGAUUAUUAUACAGGGAGGGAUCAGAACGAAAUCUGGAGUAAACAGUAUGGGUUAGAAAGUCAACAAACCAAUGAAACAAAUUAUACAUCUCAUAGUCCUAGGGAAAACACAGAGUGAAAGGAAAACCGAACAUCGACAACAACGACAACACCGAUGACGUCAUCAUCAAGAGACGUUAAAGGUUGAGAUGAUGUUACAUUAUUUAUUAAAAAAUAAGAUCCCAUAUUUUUUAUAAAGAUGCGUACAGAAUAACUGAUAAAAGUAUACUUAAAAUUACUGAAAA